This is a messenger RNA of Rubroshorea leprosula, 664 nucleotides long. Lineage: Eukaryota; Viridiplantae; Streptophyta; Magnoliopsida; Malvales; Dipterocarpaceae. The record is from the annotation of a GenBank genome assembly.
UCCCCCCAAGCAAAAACCCUUGAAAAUGGAGGAAGCAUCGUACCAGCGAUUCCCGAAGAUCAAAAUCCGGGAGAUGAAAGAUGACUACCUCAAGUUCGAGCUGCGGGACACCGACGCCUCUCUGGCCAAUGCCUUGCGCCGCGUCAUGAUGGCGGAGGUCCCGACUAUCGCCAUCCAUUUGGUGGAAAUCGAGGUCAACUCCUCCGUUCUCAACGACGACUUCAUUGCUCACCGCCUCGGCCUUAUCCCACUCAGAAGUGAACGCGCCAUGUCCAUGCGAUCCUGGCUUGAUUGCGAUGCAUGCGCUGGUGACGGCCAGUGCGAGUCCUGCUCUGUUGAGUUCCAUCUGCGGGCCAAGUGCAUGACCCAUCAGACACUUGAUGUUACAAGCAAGCAUUUGUAUAGUUCGGACCACACGGUGGUUCCUGUGGAUUUCACGGACUCAUCUGGGUAUGAGUCAUCUGAGCAGAGAGCAACAUGUUAUGUUAUUGUUCUUAUCAUUAUGCAUGAACUCGGGCAACUUCUUGUCCCUAACCCACGCCUUUCGAGCUCAAUGAAGCUCGUCUUGAAAACGGUUUCAACAAUGUAAUCUCCAGACUUUAUACACACGAGCAUCAUCCUCUUUCCAAUAAUAUGUCCUCUGCAAUGAAAAAAAAAUUUUAAU